This is a messenger RNA of Ornithodoros turicata, 997 nucleotides long. Its product is annotated as replication termination factor 2-like. Lineage: Eukaryota; Metazoa; Arthropoda; Arachnida; Ixodida; Argasidae. Gene Ontology annotation, biological process: site-specific DNA replication termination at RTS1 barrier; mitotic DNA replication termination. Gene Ontology annotation, cellular component: nucleus. Bases 103 to 981 code for a protein of 292 amino acids. The transcript is spliced from 8 exons. The record is from RefSeq and is a predicted model, not a curated record.
AAGUACUUCCGGUGUGCAUCCACGGCUGUGUGGUUGUUUUUAGCUGUAGCUAAGUUCUAUGAAAGGUUGAGCUUAUAUUAUUCAUCUGAGGACAAAUACAAAAUGGGAUGUGACGGCGGAACUAUUCCAAGACGCGACGAACUCGUUCGGACCAAGCAGAAGCCAGAACAGAAAGAUAAAGACGCCGAGGCUGUAGCGAAAUGGAAGCACUGUGCAAUAACCCAGGAAGAGCUGAGAUUGCCAGUUGUUUCCUGCGACUUGGGAAGGCUUUACAACAAAGAAGCCGUGAUUGAAUACCUGCUCAACAAGGAGGCAACAAGUGACAUUGCGAAACACAUCAGGUCUUUGAAGGACCUCGUUGAGUUGAACCUCACCGAGAACCCAACCUACCGACGUAAGGGUGCGGACAAAGGGGAUGAAUAUGUGGAUCACAGAGCAUCUCGCUUUAUCUGUCCCGUCGUGGGCUUGGAGAUGAAUGGAAAAUAUAAAUUCUGUUACCUUCGCCAUUGUGGAUGCGUUCUUUCCGAGCGUGCCCUCAAGGUGAAAUCGGAUGUUUGCCACAAGUGUGGAAAGCCUUUCGAAGACGAUGACAUCGUUGUUCUGAAUGGCACAGAGGAAGAACUGUCCGUUCUCGAAGAAAAAAUGGAAGCCCGUAGACUGAAAGCAAAACUAGAAAAGAAGUCUAAAAAGCGUGCGACUGACAUAGCCGUGGAGGAUGGCAAAAAGAAAGUCAAGUUCGAAGAGCCGUCGAAGGCAACUGGCAAGUUGGUGAAUGGAGGUGCAAGCACGAGCGAGGCAAAGGCAAGGCCCACAACUGGAACUUCCACCAAAAUGAUCCUGCCAGAAAAGGCGUGUGCCGGCUACAGCAUUGCAAAGGAUCCCAACACAAGCGAGGCAUUGAAGUCCCUGUUCACAACACACAAGACAGCACUUAACCAAGAGAAAGCCCACUGGAUCACUCAUAAUCCUCUCUAUUAUUAAAGAGUUCCUACUAUAC